GCUCGGCCAGUUUUUGGAUAAUCGUGAUUGAUAAACGUUUGUAAGAGUAACAAGUUUUGAAUUACUUGUGCAUUGUUUGUUCCCCUUUUUUUUUUUUUUUUUGUGGGGGGGGGGGGGGGGGUGGAUGAAUGCUUUUGCAUUGUGUUGGUCACCAACUAUGAAACAAUUAAUAAAUAUUAGCAUUAUUGAUUAACUGUAGAUAUUUAAAUAAGAACGUGCUUAGAUUCUUUCCGACACCCUUUAGUACUACAUGAUUAUUACAUAUUUAAUGAGAAAAUGCUAUGUAGUAGUUUUCAGAGAUGAAAACGACCUUCAGUAUCUUACAAACGCUAGCUGCCACCAGCAUGGAAUUUUACAGAUAAGGAGGACAACGCGUACAUUGCUUCUUCACUACAAAUGUAGCAGUUUGAAAUGCAAAAGUACAAUUUAGUUAUAUUACACAUCAAAACAUUCCCUGAGUUGCAUCAGAAAAGCAUGCACUUGGUUGUUAGGGCAGGAAUUUCCAUGUACAAACAAGUAUAUGAGUUAAAUUCUAUUUCGAAUCUGUCGAAACUCCUUCUGUAUACACCCUUUGUUAUUCUCAAUUUGUAAUUUAUCGGGCCUGCUUUUGGUUUCCGUCUUUCUGAUCUCUCUAUCUACACACACACACACACACACACACGCACACACACACACACACACACAUACACAAAAGCAACAUGCAUAGAUACUUUACAUAUGCUUCAAGUGAGGAGGUCAAUCAGAAGCAAAAGACAAAUUAAAGCACUGGCUUCUUGAUCAGGUAAACAUCUAUAUCUGCGGCCUAAUUUAUGUUUGGAGUAGAUCUAAUAAGCUAGACAAAGUGACUGAAUGCCUUACAUGCAGUUCGGUUGAGGGAGAGAGAGAGAGAGAGAGAGUGAUGAAGAGCAAAAAUGCAUCUCAGAUGAUGUUGAUAAGGUGGAGUGGAAGUGAUCGAAGAUGAUAUAUAGGGCAUUAAGAUACAAAAAAGAUGAUGAGGAUGGGGAAUUAAAUGGAUUAAGGAGGAGAAAAAGAAGAAGAGACGACAUAAUGUCUGAAAGUGUAUGUUCAGAAAAUAUCUUGUGAGAAGAAGCAGUGGUACUAGUAGUAGUAGCAGUAGUAGUGAGCAAAAGAGGAAGAUUAUGGAAGAAGAAUUGCAAGUGAUUAAGAAGAAACGGUGCCACAGCUUGACUAGUAACAAUGAACCUACUCGAGCUUUAUUCCCGUCUGAAUUGGGUGCUUGUUUGUCACGACCACCGUCUAUCCUUGAGAAAGGUUUGUUCCCGAUGUUGAAUUUGAUCAGUAAGGAUGCACCAUCAACUACAACUAGAACUAGUAGUAUAAGUAGGUGCGGUACUAAUGCUGAUAAGGGUUUGGAAGCACAACUCACCAUCUCCUACGCUGGACUUGUCAGUGUGUACGACAAUGUUCCUCUUGACAAGGCGCAAGCAAUAAUGCUUCUUGCGGGAGGCAACUCUUUGUCUGAAGCUGUAAUUGCGACUGAAACACCACCACCACCACCGCCGCUGCCGCCACCAUCAUCACCAUCACCACCUCCACCUCCAUUUGAUUCAUCCACCGUACACUACUCGCACAUCUCUAAUAACUUAAAACCAGCUGGCCUUCCCAUGGCAAGAAGAUAUUCACUUCAAUGUUUUCUUGAAAAGCGUCGUGGCAGGAUCAUAAAUAAAACCUUCUUAUAACUGUAGCAGUACUGCACCUCCAAGUUCCAGUCCCACCAGGACCUCUGACAUCAGCAACUCGUGAAAGUGAAAAUCAACUCCCUUACCUCCUGCUGCUAACGAAGGCUAGCUAGCAACCUCUUUAAUUAAUCAUUUCAAUGAUUUUCCAUUUGCUUAAUUUGUAACCCCAUUUUCUAUAUUAAUUAAUUUUUCCUACUCUAGGUAGCAGGUAGGUACCACACCAUGUAGGUAUAUGUAUAAAUAUUAUUGUAGUUUGAGCAUCCAGCAACUAUACCUCUUUGCCAUAUGCAUGGUUCCCUUCUCCUAUACAUAUAUAUAUUUAGGCACGCAGCAUUUAAAAUAAAGGGCUCAAUUCUAUGUAUGUAAUUGUAACUUUUAAUAAUCUGGGGAUAUAUAUAUAUAUAUAUAU
Ziziphus jujuba (common jujube) is the source of this 2109-nucleotide messenger RNA. RefSeq names its product protein TIFY 6A. The record is from RefSeq and is a predicted model, not a curated record. Gene Ontology annotation, cellular component: nucleus. The transcript has 5 exons. Lineage: Eukaryota; Viridiplantae; Streptophyta; Magnoliopsida; Rosales; Rhamnaceae. Bases 1062 to 1700 code for a protein of 212 amino acids. Gene Ontology annotation, biological process: response to wounding; regulation of defense response; regulation of jasmonic acid mediated signaling pathway.